AUUUCCUGACUACGGCUUCCAAAUGCGAAAAGAUCUCGGACUGACUUUUUUCAAGCUUGCUCGGUCCGAGGAAAAUAAUGAAUGCAGCUUAUUUUAUAAGCAAUACGGAUUCUCUCUUGACUUAAAUAUGCAUUUUAAGACGUGCCCUAUUUAACGUUGGUUCUACAUUACUGUUCGUGUCUCUCCCUAUGCACCAUUUUUCUAGGCUUUGAGCCGGUUCGUGACAAGUGGGGGCUCAUCCGGGAUAUUUGAACUAUUGGUUUGGGAGAACGUGGAGGGUUUUCCUGGACACAGUGGCGCCAUGGGUCAACCAGAGGACCACAGCCAGCUAGCUCCUGGUGUCUCGAAGUUGGGUUCCUCGUCAAAGGAUUCACACCCUCCAUCUUCUCUCAUCCCUGGUGAUUCAACGCGUUAUGAUGUGAUACUGGAACAUCAGUGAGCCAGUGUCUGUGAGAGUGGGAUAGAGCAUGGGAUUGGCCCCCGGAGACAGGAACCAUACUCUUAUUCCUGAGGCUCCCAGGUCUCUGGCCCCUUAGGGCACACAAUACACAGCGAGCAGCUCUGAGGUAAAUUGCGGAGCGGGGCUGAACGUUAUCAUUACUGACCUUUCUGCACAUUGUUUAGCCAGCCUCACCGGUGGUGAUGGAGUCUGAGGAGCCAGAGCUGAGGGAGUGUGAUGAAGCCUUUGAGUCAGAUGAAGGCAAUGUAGAGUCUUACCUGGAAGAGCCAGAGAGCAGCAGGGAGCUCCUGGAGAGGCUCAAGGAGCUGGAGGCUGAGAAUUCAGCCCUGGCCCUUGCGAAUGAAAGCCAGAGAGAAGCCUAUGAAAGGUGUCUGGAUGAGGUGGCCAACCAUGUGGUACAGGCCCUUCUGAAUCAAAAGGACCUGCGGGAGGAGUGUAUUAAGCUGAAGAUGCGUGUGUUUGACCUGGAGAGACAGAACAAAACCCUGACUGAGCUCUUUGCCCAGAAACUACACCCCCAAGCCAGCCAUCUGCAACAGUUGCAGUUGGUGUCUGUCACAGAGCCCAGCACAGAGCCCAGCACAGAGCCCAGCACAGAGCCCAGCACAGAGCCCAGCACAGAGCCCAGCACAGAGCCCAGCACAGAGCCCAGCACAGAGCCCAGCACAGAGCCCAGCACAGAGCCCAGCACAGAGCCCAGCACAGAGCCCCUGACCAUGGACAGUGACAAAUUGCUGGUGUCCAAAAACGAGGGGGAACUCAAGAGCAAUGGGGACCGCACACAGAACGGGUCAGCCACAUCGGCCCGGGCCACUGCCACCUCCAUGGAGGCCCUGUCUCCGUUUUUCAAGAAGAAAGCACACAUCCUAGAGGUCCUGCGCAAGCUGGAGGAGUCAGACCCACUCAAGUUCCACCCCUCCUCCUGCCUGUCCCCCCACCAUGACCUGGGCCAGGCGCCGGUCUCCAUGGUGAGAGACCAGAUAUCCCUGAUGUCCUCUGAGGCGUUACCUGCCCCACAGCGCCCGGUGGCACACCCAUCAUCACGCUGCCACCACUCCAGCUCUGACUCGGACAUUCACGAUUAUGCCAAUGGAGAAGGGGCUCUCCAGGAGGACCAUGCCCAGCUUCAGCAACAACAACACGGGAGAUGUCAGUCCUGCCACAUACUCUCCCAGAAGAGCAGCCUGGACAGCCUGCUGAAGUGUGCCCAGGGCCACAGUGCCUCACACCAGGCCAGAGUGGAGAUCCUUAACAGGCAGGCCUGUGCAGAGGACCAGGGGGCAUCGGCACAGAGCACAACCCCUCCCCAAGCAGCGGCUCUUUCCCACCUCCUCUCUGCUGACAGCACAAACCAGUGCUACAUGCACAAAACAGCUUUGGACUUUCUAGAGCGCACUCCAGAAGGUUCUUCUGAUCCUUUCCUCUCCUUGCCAAUCCAAGCCAACCUCAACGGGAUGCUAGGGCAGGAGCCCAGGAAGUUACAAAAACACACAGACAAGCAUCCAUCCGGCAAACCUCCGCCACAGGCAGAGGUACAGCCCUCUCACGGUGAGGAUAUAAAGCACAUAAAGGCUGUCAUGGCAACGUCGCAGAGCCAGAACGAGGACAGUCUGGAAGAGUGCUGCUACCUGGAAGUAGAGGCAGCGGCACACAAUGUGAACAACAGCCUGCACUCUUCUACCUCACACACAGACCAUGUUGAGACGGAACCAGAAUAUCCCAAGGAGCAGGAAGUGAGUGAUCAGAUCUGCAACGGGCUCUACUUCUCCAAUGAAACAUCCGUCUCCAAGAAGGUGGCGGUGGAAUCUUAUUCUCCAGCCCCAGUCCCUGAGAGGAACAGCUCAGCUCAGGCCCUGAAUCCCUCUGGGAAGAGCAAGCUUGCACUCAGCCCCACCUCUCCCUCUUCAGGUCUGAGUGAAGUCAAGCCCUCCCCUAUCUCCUCCCCGUCCCGGCUGCUCAAGUUCCUGAAGAUCCCUCCGGGGAUCAACCAGGCACAACCAGGUAACCCCCUCCGUCUAAGUCCCCAGCUCACCCGCAGCUCCAAGAUCCCCUGCAGGAACAACAACAACUAUGAGGUGUACCAUUCUCCCGUCCUGACCCGCAAAGCCACCACCACAGAGAGGGAGAAACAGCCAUCCUCAUCCUCCUCCAAAACAGACCCCUACCCUGCCACACUCUCCGCCCCCACCUCCCCACCCAAAUCAGAGGACAUUGUGGACACCCCUCCCAUGGCCAAGGAGAUUGGGUUUGGGCGCAAAGUGGCUGCUGAAAACAGCGACAGCACAAAGGCACCCCCCUCCUCUCAUGCACAAAGGGGCUCUCAGAAGGUACACCAAUACGAGAAUGUCUGCCCCUCAGAUGGGACGCCCCAGUUCCUGGAGGGUCUUAAGAAGUCCCAGUACCUCCCUUACCCCCAACACGAGGGUCCUGUAGAGAAGCAUUGUCAGCAAGAUGAGAGCCGCCUCAGCCCCCCAUCUUCACAGCACCCUGACUCGUCCCCAGGGACGGCUGACCAGGACUUCUCUGACCAGGACACUGACUCAGAAAGCCCCGUCUGGCACAAGCCAAACCAACACUUUAGCCUCCCCUCCUCGUCCUCCUCCGCUGCCAGUAAAGCACAAAGUAGUCACCCCAACUACUCCAGCAUGAGGGACAGGCACCAGGCGCACCGUGCAGCUCCAGAGCCCAGCCAACAGAACUGUGAACCUGCCCAGCCAACUCAGUCUUCAGCCAGGCGAGGUGACCCCAAGAGACUGGUGCAGGGCAAGACUUCCCAGAGUGAGUCCAGUCACCACCCCUUCAAAGAGCGCCUGGCUGCUUUGGGGAAACUGAAGAGCACAGAAGAUCUGCCAGUAGGUGCACAGUCUGUGGACAAGAAGGAUGUACAAAGUAACCUAGGCAAACCCCCCACCAACAAUAUUGAGAAAAGCAAGACCGCUGAAAGGCAAGUUGAGCGAACUGGAGCAGAGCAGCACAGAAAUCAGAAAUCCACCGAUUCCCUGGAUGGGAAGCCCUACCCCAAAACCAGCCUCGACAGUCACACUAGGGUGAUAGGUCCAAUACAUGAAUCGGGCACCAAAUCCUCAGCCACCCCAUCAAUGAUACCCAAGGGAGAGCAGGAGACACUGUUUUCUCCCAGGAUAUAUGUAGCAAAAGCAGAAGGUCCAAAGAUCAAGAUGGGCACAUCAUCCUCCAACACAGAGACUCCUCCAGUGGUGCGGAGCUAUGGGAAAUGCCCCAUCACCCAGAGCCACCACAGUAAAACUGCCCUCAGCCCACAAAACAGCCCCACUAAAGUCCCGUCAAAGUCCCCUUCAAAGGUAGGUCAAGCUUCCUCUUAUCCCAGAGGGGUCAAACCCAUUCCUGAGGACCGUGCCAUGGCUCAGAGAAACCCACUUCGGCCAGAGGACAAAACCAAGCUCCCGGCCGGCAAGAAAAAGACCUUUGGCCAUGCAGAGAGCUUCCCGCCUCCCCCUCUGCCACCACGGCCGUCUACUGAAGCAAUCGCAAAAGAGGACAAAAAGCCGUAUUCGUCUGGCCCAUCCGUGCUCCAGUCUGCCAUUGAGCAGAAGGUAAUGCGUGGCAUCGAGGAAAACAUGCUGAAGCUGCAGGAGCAGGACCAGGGCCAGGUGGCCGAGCCAAAGCAGAAGGCCUCCAAUGGCAUCGCCAACUGGUUCGGCCUGAGGAAGAGCAAGCUCCCGGCCCUCAACCGCAAACCGGAAGUGUCCAAGUUCAAGAUCAACGUGUCAUCGUCUGCCUCUGGCGGAGGGGCUAAGGACCCUAAGACAGGUGGUCCCCAGAAGGUGGUGGAGAGCCUGAACAUCUCCAAGCUGAUGGAGAAGGCAGAGGACCUGCGGAAGGCGCUGGAAGAGGAGCGGGCAUAUGUGAACAGGGUCGGGAUGGACUGCUCUGGCAGAGGCCACUCAUGUGAGGUGGUGAUGGACCAAGCCCAAGGCCAACUGUCACUCAUGUGCAGAGGAUUGACCGCAGAGAACUUCAUGCAGCAGCUCCUCAACAGUCCCUCGACGUCUUGUUCUGGAAACAGGGUGGACAAGAGGAGAACUAUACCUACCACCUUUGGAAUGACACACAGACGCCUCUCCUUUGACUCUAAGAGGUCGCGGCCCAACUUCAGUCACCAGAGGAACGGGAUCAGCCACACCAAGAGCAGGGACGAGAUAGCCCAGGGUUCGGUUAUGAUCGGCACGGGUGAGGUCACAUCAGAAGACAGCUUGGCAGAGUCCAUUAGUGCUCAGCAUUUUACAGGUUCUGGGGCCUCCAUGCGCACCCUCGACAGUGGCAUUGGCACAUUCCCCAUGCCAGACUACGCCAGUAGCAUGGCAGGGAAGAGCGUCCCUAAGGGGAAGCCACAGGGAGAGCAAGGGUUUUCUUGCUCCCAGGGUAAGCAUGGGGCCAUGAUGAAGGUUCUGCGUAAGGCCCAUACAUUGGAGAGAGAGCUGUCAUCUCUGGAUGAAGACAACCCGUUUGUCCUGUAUGGCUCCGGGCUGGAGGGAAAAGGUACCAACAUGCACCUGUCUAGUACAAUCCACAAGGAUAUAGAUGCCUAUGGAGCUCAUAUGCAAAAUCCCCUCACCAAGAACUGGACCUUUCCCAAUCUGAAAGGCUCUGCAGAAGCCACUGAUGUUUACCUGGAUGUGCAGGGAGACCUGGGGACCCCAUCCAGAAGGAGUUUGAAACAGUGUUCCCCCCAGCACCCUCUGGCCACUGACCCAGGCAGCCUCCCCCUGCCACUCCAGACAGGGCUCAGCCAGCGGGGUAAGGGGCGGACGCCCAGCGCCUCGGAGGUGGGGAAGGACGGAGGGCUGGAGCUAGUGAAGGAGAGACCAGAGGACCUCCUGUCCCUGAGAGAGACGCCUGAAUCCCUCAGUGACUCCCUCUACGACAGCCUGUCCUCCUGUGGCAGCCAGGGCUAGGACCCAGGGACAGAUAGGGGAACAGAGGGAGAGCUGGACCAACCGACACCCUUUAAACCACGGCUAAUGAUGCACAUCCAUCCCUCCUUGUAAUGGUGGCCCAGCCCAUAAGGCAGACCAAGUUGAAGUACCUCCUUCCCUCUUCCACACACACAGCUCUCUCUGCUGACCCGGUCUACUUUGCUGAGAUUUGGUUAGUACUGCUGGAAAACUCACCCUCAGGUUGACUGAUGUUCACACACACACAUCAUUUGUGAAACUAGACUGAGAAUUGGGCACUGUUGUUCUCCAAGCAACAAGCAUCUGAUGACAGACCAGCUCAACUCAAAUGUGUACACACACCGACGAGAUGCAUGGGAAAAUAACACGUUCAAGACAGCCACACGAUCACCAUGGUCUGGAUAAUCUGAAGAAUUGUUGUUAAAUAACUUAACCAGGCUCCUGAGGUCGGCCCCAAGAAGUGGCUGGUAUCAGGGGUUUUUCAAGUCUGUCCUGGAUGUGGACAUGUUUCAGUCUAGGAAAAUUGGGCAGCCAUUAAUGCCAGAAAACAACCACAUUUUACUGCCCACUAAAUAUGUCGCAAUGCGGGGAUCGACUAUAAUAAACUUCCCUGUUUUCAGUUAUGUUUUUUUAACUGUUGUGCUUUGUUACAUGUUAUGUAUCAUGUAAUUUUAAGUUAAAUAAAAAAGUGUGGGUAUGAAUGGAAGGAUGUGUGUGUGUGUGUGAGACUUAAUGCAGGGUCUCCACACUAGCUAUGACUAUGUCAAUGAGCUUCUGACCGGGGAAAAGAAGUUCACACUUUCUCUGAAGCUGCCAUAUAGUGUACUGUUUCACAACCUACUGUAACAUAUAGUGGCAAAUCAUGACAACAGCCAUUAUAUUACACUUAUGACCAGACAUUACCUAGUACUGUAUGUGUUAUGGACAAUGAAAUGCGAAGAAUCUCAACCAAGAGUCAAAUGUUUUACAUGUGUUUAAUCCAUUGUCAGACUGUUUUACGUAGUGAAACAUUUAUCAGGAAUAAUGCCAUUAUAACAGCAUUAUAUAGGCAGCCUGUGAAUGCGCCAUUAACAAUGAAGUUCUAAACUGAGCUGCUAUUUAAUACUCAAAAUAGUUUGACAAGCUGAAAGAGUGAGUAAGUAACACGAUCCAUCCACCUUUUAUGUACUAUAAACUGAGUUGGCAUACAUGAGCCAGGAUUCAAUUUAAGACGAGUUAAAGAACAGCGUACUUUAACAGACUUUUUAAAGGUAAUUUGUGCUUAACCUGUCAGGCACAGCGUUUCCCAUGAAUGCGACCUAUGUGAAUGUCUGGGGAAAAUGCCUUUAAAAGGCUCAUUGUCGGCUGUUUAGUCCACUGCUCUAUAACGCACCCUGCCAAAAAUCUUGUUUGGCACAAGUUCCAUAUUUAUCCUGCCAGAAACGAUUGAACCGAUAACUCUACUUUGUCUAAAAUGCUCCACUAAAGCAAAAAGAUGGAUGUAGGCCUGCCUUGUGAAGAAGUAACGAUCCAGCCCCACUGAACAGAGUAGUUGCUUACUUCUGCAAUAUGGGCCAAUGUUUGCCUUUAACAGGCACAGACAGACACGCAUUCAAUCAAUUUACUGUUGUACAAUUAAGAAAGACAAAAUGUCUGUGCUAUAGGAAUGUUAGACAUGGAUCAUUGUACGAUCACCAUUGCUGUACUGCAGAUGCUACACCAUGAUGUACACGCAAGUGUUUUGGCAGGCUUACAGAUAUGUUGCAGGAGGAAGAAGAGUAUGGUUUCUAAACACAUUUAGCAUUCGUAAGAAUCAGAAAUUAUCCUAAUCGAGAAGUGCUGUAUUUAAAUGUAUUUCCUAAAGUGCACUACUCUGGUUAAAAGUAGUGCGCUAUAUAGGAAAUGUGGUUCCAUUUGGAAUGCACCCCUUGUUUAAACAGCCACUUCAGAACAGCACCAAGAGACACUAAGAAGGACAUGGACUCCUCCCUCCCAGCCCAUGUACUUGAUUAUGUCCUCAUAAGUAGUUCCAUCCGCUUCAUAACUCCCCACAAACUUCUUCAGGGAUAAGACAUCCUUGUGCUUCCAAACUCUGCUUUCAGAAGCAUGUGAUCUUUCCAAACUGACAUGGAUUUGACUUUUCUCGAGUUCACAUUUUUUCAUAAUCCCACUUUGAACAUUGCUUGUCCUUCAGCCCCCCCCUUGGAGUUAACAUAAUAACUACUGUGUUAUACCAUGGAAAUGGAGAUCUGACUGUUACUGUAUAUACCCUUCUCUGUGAGAACAGAUAGAUUUGAGUUGAAGAGGUUGUCUUCCAGAAUAUCUGCUACCGUUCCAGCCUUUCAACCCCAUCUGAAUCAUAGCUAAAUGAAAAACAAGUGUGUGACAUGAAGCCCAUUCUCUUUUACAAUCAUCUCAUAAUAAAAAUGUUUCCAUGGGACGUAUUUAACACUAUCAUUUUGUCUUGGAUUACUGUGUUCUACGUUGCGACCAAACCAUAUACAACUAAAUAACUAACCAGCUACAGUACUUCAGAUGGUAGCAUUUUUCAUUCCACCAGAUUCCAUUGGAAGUUACUGGGAGAUCCAUAGGUAGCUACAUGUUAACACCAUGGUAACACACGUAAUCUAUCUGCAGGGAAGCCUUUAUGGACUCCCUCUCUGUCAGUCAAACAUGGGUCUUAGCAACACCAUACACCUUAACUAUGGCAAUGCUGACCAAGAUGGAGUGGCAUAGACGUGAAAUCUUUACUUAAUAUGUUUGCUUUAUGGACUCAAUUUAUCUCACUUCAUUCAAAGAGGUUGUUGCAGCUCUAUCUAUUUGUUGUAUUUAUUUAUUUAUGUUUGAGGGCAAAUCAUAAUCAAUGAACUUUUUGUUAUUGUUGAUGUUGUUGACAUUGUUGUUAGACGUUUUUAUUCUGAUACCGAUUUAUUUUUGUACUAUACUCCUAUUUAAUUAAAGUUAUUUUUUUUCCAUGA
Molecule: messenger RNA, 8351 nt
Organism: Oncorhynchus gorbuscha (pink salmon)
Lineage: Eukaryota; Metazoa; Chordata; Actinopteri; Salmoniformes; Salmonidae
Product: nck-associated protein 5-like
Exons: 16
Coding region: 643-5394 (1583 amino acids)
Biological process (GO): microtubule depolymerization; microtubule bundle formation
Cellular component (GO): microtubule plus-end
Source: RefSeq, a predicted model, not a curated record